AUGGCAGCUUAUGGAGCUCUGGUUUCUCUUAUGAAUAUCAUAGAUCGGCUUGAAAAUCAUCCUUCUCCUCCAAUUUCUAUCCACAAACAGCAAGUUGAAUCUCUCACUCAAAAUGUUACCUUCUUGCAGGAAUUUCUUGAUGCUUAUAUUUCCCCAGUUGUGGAUGACCAUGAAGCAGAUCCAUUGGAGCGUCGCAUUGCUGAUGCAGUUUAUGCAGCUGAGGAUGUCAUCGAAUCCCAAAUUGUGCUUCAAAUUCAUAACCGAUCCACAAUUCGUGGGAAGAUAUCCAGUUUUAUCAAAUUGUUUCGAGCUCGGUGCAAAUGCGCAACAAAUGAUAGAAAUGCAGCUGAGGACUUCUAUCACGAUCUACAACAAGUGAUUGAAGAAAUGAAUUUGAUCAAGAAUGAAGCCAUGGAGAUUGCAACCGCAGCUGAUCAACUGCAGAGAAAGGUCUCGUCAAGUACUCAUGCUGGUUCCACUUCCACUGUGAAGGAAAUCAUGAUGGUGGGCUUCGACGAGGUGUUACUUGAAGUGCUGGAUAAGCUCACCGGAGGCCAACGCAGUCGCCAAAUCAUCCCAAUAAUGGGGAUGGGCGGCAUAGGUAAGACCACUCUUGCCCGACAUGUAUUUGAGCAUGCACUUGUUAAACAACAUUUUGAUACUUGUGCUUGGACUACAAUUUCUCAAACUUAUAAUGUGAGAGAAACACUUAGAGAAGUUCUUUUUCAAGCAAGUGGGGAUCCGGAUUGUGAUCUGAGUGAGAACCAAUUGGGGCAAAAAUCACAAAUCAGUGAGGACGAAUUGGGAAUAAAACUAUACCGGUAUUUAUGGGGUAGAAGGUAUCUCAUAAUUAUGGAUGAUAUAUGGAGUGUAGAGGCGUGGGAUAAGAUCAGGUCUUCUUUUCCUGAUUGCAAUGAUGGGAGUCGAAUAAUUAUAACAACAAGGAUGUCAAACUUGACUUCGCAGUUGAGAGAGUCUUAUGGCGUCGGUAUGAAAUUUCUAGAUGAGGCUAGUAGUUGGGAUUUGUUCACCAAGACUGUGUUUGGGGGCGAAUGUUUCCCUCAUGAAUUGGAGGACAUUGGAAAGAAUAUUGUAGCAAAUUGUAAAGGGCUUCCUUUGUCAAUUGCUACAAUUGGAGGUCUUUUGGCAAAAUCUGAGCACACUACAGAAUAUUGGAUGCGUAUAGAGCAAAAUUUAAAUUCAAUUGUCAUUACGAAUAAUGAUGAAUUUUGCUUGAAAAUAUUGCGAUUGAGCUAUACCUAUCUGCCCAACUAUUUGAAGCCAUGUUUUUUGUAUAUGGGUGUUUUUGAGGAAGAUCGUAGAAUUUGUGUCUCAAUGUUGAAGAAGCUAUGGGUUUCUGAAGGAUUUUUAAAACCCGUGAAUGGAAAAUGUUUGGAAACAAUAGCAAAAGAGUACUUGAAGGAGUUGGUAGAUAGAAAUCUGAUUUUAGUUGAUGAGUUGGGAUUUAGGGGAAAUGUAAAGUUUUGUAAGAUUCAUGAUUUGUUGAGGGAUUUAUGCUUGAAAGAAGUUGAAAAGGAGAGGUUUUAUCAUAUCAUAGAAAAGACUCCUUCAGUCAUAGAUAACGAAUGUCGUCGGGUUGUUUUUAAAAAUGCUAGAAGAAGGAUAAUACGUGAAGUCUCAAGAUCUUUGUCGCAUGCUCGUUCUAUAAUAUGUGAUGAGAAGGGGAAAAACUUUGCAAUGCCUCACAAUCUUAGAUUGUUGAGAACAUUCAAAGCAUAUGAUAGAGAUAUUUCAAAUCGAUUUGCAAGUGGAAGUGGUCAUUUCCUAGGCGAUGUUUUUCAAUUGGUGAACUCACGGCACCUUGCUGUUACAGUUCAUUGGAAGUCCAAAUUCCCAUCUUCGAUCAAUUUCCUUUGGAAUCUAUAUACGUUAAUAGUUGAUACUCGUUUUACAGUCAUUGUGUCCUGGGAUAUGAAAAGAUGUAGUAAUGUUCGUCGUUUGCAUGAUCAUGUUAUUGCACCGAUUGAGAUUUGGAAAUUGCAUCAACUUAGGCAUCUCGAGUUUGUGGGUACAACACAAUUGAUGCUACCAGAUCCUCCGAGUGAGACGGUUAUCAUGGAGAAUCUACAAACGCUCAAAGGAGUAAUGAAUUUGUAUUUGAAUGAGGAGGUGGUUCAAAGAAUUCCCAAUGUCAAGAAAUUGCAUCUAACUUUCAAGCCCGAAGAUAUGGAGGGUUUGAGUGAAUUGAAACAAAUGGAGAGAGCAAAAUGUUUCAGCUAUCUUGAGUGUCUGAGUAAAUUGGAAAACUUCUACUGCGGCAUCUAUCAUGGAUAUGAUGAUGAGUAUUUGCAGAGCAUUAGUUUCCCACACUCCCUCAAAAAGUUGAAUUUGAUUGUCAAUAAUGUGGAGUUGGAAGAGAUAUUGCAGAAGAUAGGGUGUUUGCCCCUUCUUCACAAGUUGGUAUUAUAUGGUGGUACCUUCCAAACAGGCAAGUGGUGUUAG
Molecule: messenger RNA, 2463 nt
Organism: Salvia miltiorrhiza (redroot sage)
Lineage: Eukaryota; Viridiplantae; Streptophyta; Magnoliopsida; Lamiales; Lamiaceae
Product: putative late blight resistance protein homolog R1A-10
Exons: 1
Coding region: 1-2463 (820 amino acids)
Biological process (GO): defense response to other organism
Molecular function (GO): ADP binding
Source: RefSeq, a predicted model, not a curated record